AUGCCAAAAUCAUACGAGUUUGGGUAUUCUGUGAAAGACGCCAAGUCUGGCAACGAUUACGAUAGGAGGGAGGUUUCCGAUGGGAACGUCGUGCGAGGGGAGUAUAGAGUGCAACUGCCUGACGGACGGACACAAAUCGUCACCUACCACGCGGACUGGCAGACUGGUUUCCACGCGGACGUGAGGUACGAGGGUGAAGCGAGGUAUCCUGAGACUAAUAAUCAAGGUUACAACUACAAUGUACCAGAAUAUUCUGGAUCUCUUAACGGUUUCCAUGGCAACGGUAACAACUUCAAGGCCGUCUACGGUCCGCCCGGAUAUCAC
Messenger RNA from Brenthis ino (lesser marbled fritillary), 324 nucleotides. The record is from the annotation of a GenBank genome assembly. Lineage: Eukaryota; Metazoa; Arthropoda; Insecta; Lepidoptera; Nymphalidae.